CGUUAUUUAGUCUGUAUACUACAUGCAUGGCUCCUGCAUUUUCUAUUUUAAUGAUCUUGUGUUAACGUAACCAAUCCGCUUAAGAUAUCCAUCGGUGAAUGAUUCUGUGCAAUUCUGCUGCAGAAUUGACCAGCACAACUUUUACCACAUGCAAUAACAGCAAUGUACGAUGAAUCGUUAAAUUGUAGCUAUAUUAUUUGUGAGUAUACUUAUAGACAUAAUCAUAAUCUUUAAAGUUUAAUUUGGCUCAAAUACUUUUGACACCGAUGAUUAGAUGAUCUAGCAGCCUAUCCUUCUCCCGUUUCGCCCUAAAUGAAAAUGGGUGUGUUUUGGCAGGUUUUGACUUCAGAUAAGAGCAAUUUGUUUAAUUUACAGUUAUUUUGACAGCAGGUGUGGCUAUGGGGUGGACACUUCCUUGUGUCAGGUUAGCCGUUACUUAACUGAAGAAAAUAAACCAGCUACUGCGCGUGUCUUAGGUUGAGGACAGAAGAAAAUAGUUUUUACAUUAUUUCAGAUAGAUACACUAACGUUAGCUUAACCCACAGAGGUUCAAUUCGGACUACGGAUAAAUUACAAUUUAUCAUCGGUUCUCUAAAUAAUUUGUUUACGGCAAACUAAAUAUAUUGCACGCUACACGUUACGGAGAGUAAUGCAGUUGUAGGGUCGAUCCAUUCUUGAAAAAUAUCGGAAGGCAAGCUAGAUAGCUAACUUAGCCACUCGAAUGUUUUGCGUUAGAGUCGUCAAAACGGGUUUGUAGUCGAUCUUGUUGGGACACAUGUAAAUUUGCAACAGUGCCAUUUGGGUUUGUUUGGAAAGGCUGAAGCAGGCUAUUCAUUGGCACGUCGACAAAUGUAAUCAUUCGGACUGGACAACAAAGGCCAACUCAUGUAGCUAUUAUUAUUUACCUUGAGUUCAGGCCUGUUUUGUGGGCGUUUCUGUGAAAUCCAGGAUGUUGGGACUCCUGGCCAGGACGAUGAUGGCUAAGACAUGUCUGGUGAAGCCGUCCACCUUGGUGAAGCCGGUGUCGGUGACGAAGAUCCCCGGCCGUUACUUGGCCCACCAAGAAGGCCUGCCCAAGCUGCCGGUGCCGCCCCUGAGGCAGACAUGCGAGCGCUACCUGGCCAUGCUGGAGCCCAUCAUUAGCGAGGCUGAGAUAAGCCACACCCGCCAGCUGAUGGCAGAGUUCCUGCGUUCGGGGGGCGUGGGAGAGAGGCUGCAGAAGGGUCUUGAGCGCCGUGCCCGCAAGACGGAGAACUGGCUUUCGGACUGGUGGCUCCAAACGGCCUACCUGGACUUUCGGAUGCCCGUGGUGGUCCACUCGAGCCCUGGAGUGGUUCUCCCUCGCCUGGAGUUCCAUGAUCGACAGGGGCAGAUCAGAUAUGCUGCAAAACUGAUCGCAGGGGUCCUGGACUUCAAAACCAUGAUUGACAAUGAGACGUUACCUGUGGAGUACCUGGGAGGGAAGCCCCUCUGUAUGAACCAGUACUACCAGGUUCUGUCCUCCUGCCGUAUCCCUGGGCCCAAGAAAGACACGGUGGUCAACCAUGCCCUGGGAAAGAGACCACCCAGCCACAUUACUGUGGUGCACAACUUUCAGUUCUUUCUGCUGGAUGUGUAUAACAGUGAUGGCACACCUCUGACAAUAGACCAGCUCUACAUGCAGCUGGAGAAGAUCUGGAACUCCUCCCUCCAGACCAACAAGGAGCCAAUCGGAAUCCUCACCUCCCAGCACCGAAACACCUGGGGGAAAGCUUACAACACCCUCAUUAAGGAUAAGGUGAACAAGGAGUCUGUGCGGGCCAUCCAGAAGAGCAUCAUCACCGUGUGCCUGGAUGCGCCCAUGCCGCGGGUGUCGGACGAGCUCUACCGGAGCCGCGCCGCCAUCCAGAUGCUGCACGGCGGGGGCAGCCGCUGGAACAGCGGGAACCGCUGGUUCGACAAGACCCUGCAGUUCAUUAUUGGAGAAGACGGGUCAUGUGGCCUUAUCUAUGAGCAUGCCCCUGCUGAAGGCCCACCUAUUGUGUCAUUGGUGGACCAUGUGGUCGAAUACACGAAGAAGUCGGAGAUGGUGCGCUCCCCCAUGGUGCCCCUGUCCAUGCCACAGAAGCUGCGCUUUAACAUCACCCCUGAGAUCAAGAAGGACAUCGAGAAGGCCAAGCAAAACAUGAAUAUAAUGGUGAAUGAUCUGGAUUUGAAAGCCUUUGUGUUUUCCAACUUUGGGAAAAACUUCCCCAAGUCGCAGAAGAUGAGCCCCGAUGCCUUCAUCCAGAUGGCUCUGCAGCUGGCCUAUUUCAGGACGUACCAGGCCUGCUGCUCCACGUACGAGAGCGCGUCUCUGCGGAUGUUCCGGCUCGGCCGCACCGACACCAUCCGCUCCGCCUCUAGCAGCUCGCUGCGCUUCACUCAGGCCAUGGACGACCCCUCCACACAGAACACAGAGAAGGUUGCAUUGUUGCGCGAGGCGGUACAAGCCCACAGAGCCUACACAGACAUGGCGAUCCGUGGCCAGGCCAUCGACCGGCACCUCCUGGGGCUGAGGAAGCAGGCCAUUGAGGACCUGACUUCCAUGCCCGAGAUCUUCAUGGACACGGCCUAUGCUGUCGCCAUGCAUUACAACCUCUCCACCAGUCAGGUUCCGGCUAAGACGGACUGCGUGAUGUGCUUUGGUCCAGUGGUUCCGGACGGGUACGGUGUGUGCUACAACCCCAUGGAGGAACACAUCAACUUUUCUGUGUCGGCGUUCAACAGCUGCGAGGAGACUGAUGCCGCCAAGCUGGCUCAGGCCCUGCAGGGGGCGCUGCUGGACAUGAGGGAGCUCCUGGAGCAGACGCCCCAGGCCAAGCUAUGAGGGGGAGGAGAUGGAUGUUCUUCUGGAAGGUGGACUCCUUCAUUCCCUGAGGGGGUUAAUCUGGGGAGCACAAGCCUUCGGCCAGCCUAAGAAAAAUAAAUCUGAUUAAAAAAUAUAUAUAUAUAUCUAUGUAUAUGUAUAUGUGUGUGUGUGCGUAAUGUAUUGCACUUUUGACAAUACCUACUGUAUAGUUGGAACAGUUGGGUGGAACUUAGACAGGGGCCAUUUUUGGGUGAUGGAUUUUGGACAUGUGAAUUAAGUUAAUUGAAGUUAAGUAAUUACCAAGAGAGAAACCAUUGAGUUGAUGAAACCAAAUGCUGCAUCUGAUCACCUUGGUGACUGCCAACUGCCAACUCGGAACUCUGUUUGAGUGUCUCAGCACCCACCUUUGAUACUGUGCAAAAACUCCAUUUGGACAGUGCCUACCACAAAGUCAGACCUGAUUCGAGACUUCCGGUCAGAUUUUGCGGUUUCACAUUUUAACUGUAUUUGAAAAUACAAUUUUACUAAAUUAAAAAUAACUUUCAGAAAUGAAGUCAUAAGAACAAUUGAAAAGAAUACCAAAAGAAAAUGGCAGUCAAAUUAUUCAUAUUUUUAUUUUUUUCUUUGCUUACAAUGGUUUUGCUCAUUUUCUCACAAGGCCAGUGAUUCUCUGAUUUACUUGUUUUUUUUCACCCAAUAGCCCAAUUGAUCCUGUGAAUGCUGGGUGACAAAAUGUGAUUGUAGAGAGUAUUCAUAUUUCAAGGAAGGAAUGUGUGUAUAUUUGAUGAUAGACAUUUUCAAAAUGUAUGAUAAGUUUAUAUGUAAUCGGAAAAGUGGACUUAAACAGGAUUGUUCUUAAGUGUUAAUCCACAACUCUGUUGUCUUUUUUAUUUUAUUUUUAUUUUUAAGAUCGACAAUUUUAAACAAUCAAUAUUUUUAAUCUAUUUGAUCAUUCCAUUGGUUUGUAACCGGAUUUCCCCUUCUUAUUUCUGAGGGUUUAAGAUGAAGGAAGUCUAAAGUUCUGGGUCUUCCUGAUAUAGCAUGAGAUUUAGGUCUCAAGUAAUAUGCUUUUGCUUUUUACAAAAACUGAUUUGCUGCUAAUUAUGUGGAGUUCUCUGUUUCGCUCACAGGAAUAGGCUAUUCUGAAAACUAGCCUUUUUCUAAACGAUGUUUGUAUAUGCUUCUUCAGGUUACAUUUUUGUGUGUGUGUGUGUGUGUGUGUGUGUGUGAUUUAUUUAGAGAGCUAUAUGUAAUGUUGAAAAACACUUAAUUUUUCCACACAAAUUAAAUCCACAAAUUUCAUCUAGCUGCCUGUAAUAAAGAAUACUCACUUCUACAUUUACUGUAUACAGAAUCACAUUAAAUGUUAUUCCAUGGAAUUCAUUUUUCCCUUGAAAAAUGCCUAUGCCUCACAAAGAAAUAAAAUAAUUGGUGUAUGUCAA
Molecule: messenger RNA, 4272 nt
Organism: Conger conger (European conger)
Lineage: Eukaryota; Metazoa; Chordata; Actinopteri; Anguilliformes; Congridae
Product: carnitine O-acetyltransferase-like
Exons: 14
Coding region: 950-2848 (632 amino acids)
Biological process (GO): carnitine metabolic process, CoA-linked
Cellular component (GO): peroxisome
Molecular function (GO): carnitine O-acetyltransferase activity
Source: RefSeq, a predicted model, not a curated record